GAAAGAUUGUAUAAUAUGGACGGUGAGUCUGCUGAAUUUCCUGGGACUUCAAGGGUACCGGGUAUCCAAGAAGAAGACACAGGUAAUGCAACGCAAAGUGAAUUAUUUGGGCUAUGAAAUUAGUGCGGGACAAAGAACUUUGGGACAGGCCCGUAAAGAGGCAAUAUGCCAAACUCAGAGACCUCAGACAGUAAAAGAGUUACGGACUUUUCUGGGAAUGACAGGGUGGUGCCGAUUGUGGAUAUAUAAUUAUGGAUUGCUUGUUAAACCACUGUAUGCGCUGACAGCCACUGAGCAGAAACACCUUGAGUGGAACAAGGAGACUGAAGGAGCCUUUGAGCUACUGAAAAAGGCUUUGAUGUCAGCCCUGGCCUUAGGACUCCCAGAUCUUCUUUUCUCAGUGGGAACACAGGAGAACCGGUACAUCAUGACUGUUUGGAAACCAUCGAAGCAACAUACGCAAGCCGCCCAGACCUGAAAGACAGCCCCAUGGAAAAUGGGGAAACUUGGUUCACAGACGGAAGCAGUUACAUCCUAAAUGGUAAUCUACAUGCAGGAUACGCCAUCACCACCAGC
This is a messenger RNA of Harpia harpyja (harpy eagle), 576 nucleotides long. RefSeq lists its product as uncharacterized. The transcript is spliced from 2 exons. NCBI's taxonomy places the organism in Eukaryota, Metazoa, Chordata, Aves, Accipitriformes, Accipitridae. The record is from RefSeq and is a predicted model, not a curated record. Bases 86 to 478 code for a protein of 130 amino acids.